Alligator sinensis (Chinese alligator) is the source of this 704-nucleotide messenger RNA. RefSeq names its product family with sequence similarity 57 member A (gene TLCD3A). Gene Ontology annotation, cellular component: endoplasmic reticulum; membrane. NCBI's taxonomy places the organism in Eukaryota, Metazoa, Chordata, Crocodylia, Alligatoridae. The record is from RefSeq and is a predicted model, not a curated record. The annotation marks the transcript as partial. Gene Ontology annotation, biological process: lipid homeostasis. The transcript is spliced from 4 exons.
UCUGUCACCUUCAGGCUGGUGUCCUCUGUCCAAGCGGUCAUGGCUGCUGCCUCCGGGAUCAUUGUCGUCCUGAACUGCAACGACGUCGUACGCGACAGGCACUGGCUGGCGGUAGAAUACGUCUGGGUCAUCGUUCCCUACAUGACCUAUGACAUCUAUGUCAUGUACCUGUGCCACUGGCACAGAAGCAAAGACAUGGGGACGGUGGAAAAGAAGAACUCACUGGCCAGUGUGAGGAGCUUCCUGAAGAAGGAACGCCUCAUGGUGACCCACCACCUCUUCAUCCUCAUCGUCCUCACACCAAUCACGCAGCACUUCCGUGGGGAGCUGGGGGAUUUCUUCGUCGGCUGCAUCUUCCUGGCAGAACUGAGCACUCCGUUCGUGUCACUGGGUAAAACCCUGAUGCAGCUAAACAUGCAGGACACGUGGCUGCACAAGGUGAAUGGGGUCCUCAUCCUGGUGACCUUCCUCCUCUGCCGCAUCCUGCUCUUCCCCUUCAUGUACGGGGCAUAUGCCCGGCAGGUGGGCAUCCCCCUCUACGCAGCCCCCUUCCACAUCCCCGUGCACUGCAACGUGGCCAAUGCCUGCCUCAUUGCCCCACAGCUCUACUGGUUCGUGCUGAUCUGCAGAAAAGCCCUCCGCCUCUACAGUUACUCCUCGUCUGACAAGAGCCGAUAGUGGCUGGCGUGGGCUGCGGAGCACAA